Molecule: messenger RNA, 1641 nt
Organism: Rhipicephalus sanguineus (brown dog tick)
Lineage: Eukaryota; Metazoa; Arthropoda; Arachnida; Ixodida; Ixodidae
Product: serine/threonine-protein kinase pim-3
Exons: 5
Coding region: 191-1147 (318 amino acids)
Biological process (GO): protein autophosphorylation; negative regulation of apoptotic process
Cellular component (GO): cytoplasm
Molecular function (GO): protein serine/threonine kinase activity; ATP binding
Source: RefSeq, a predicted model, not a curated record
CAUGAGCGCGGGCGUCCGCGAUUCAUAGACGGCAGUGGACGCCCGUGAUGGUUGGUGGUGCUGCGCGUGGUGGCUAGGGGAAAAAAAAAAAAAAGCCGCCAAACCGUGUGCUCGUCGCAGCAGCUGUCCCUUUGGAUUACCCACCCGUCAACGUGUGUGUUUUGUGUGCUCCGCCCUGGAUUACGCAGCGAUGGUUGGACGGCGCUUACCCGCUCUCAGCUCUAUGCUGUGGGAUCGCCCAGUGCAAGCCGAGAAGAACAACUCGUUCGAAAAGAACUACCGCAUCGGUGCGCUGCUGGGCAAGGGAGGCUUCGGCACGGUGUACGCUGGCACCCGGAACCGCGACAACUUGGCGGUGGCCAUCAAGCAUGUGUCUCGGGACAAGGUGACCGAGUGGGGCACGAUGAACGGCCAGAGGGUUCCGCUGGAACUGGUGCUGCUUCGGCGCGUCGACCACGUACCGGGCGUGAUCCGCCUGCUGGACUGGUACGAGCGUCCCGACUCGUUCAUACUCAUCAUGGAGCGGCCGGAGGUGGUGAAGGACCUCUUCGACUACAUCACCGAGAAGGGCGUCCUCGAGGAGACCCUGUCGCGCCUAUUCUUCAAGCAGAUCGUGCAGUGCGUGAUAGCGUGCCACAAGGCCGGUGUCAUCCAUCGCGACAUCAAGGACGAGAACAUUCUGGUCAACCUCAAGACCCUCUCGGUCAACCUCAUCGACUUCGGGUCGGGAGCCUUUCUGCGAGAGGGGUUCUACACCGACUUUGACGGCACGCGCGUAUACAGCCCUCCCGAGUGGAUCCAGCGGAGCCGGUACAACGGGCGCGCGGCCACCGUCUGGUCGCUGGGCAUCCUGCUGUACGACAUGGUGUGCGGGGACAUUCCCUUCGAGCAGGACGAGCAGAUCCUGCGCGCCGAGCUCCACUUCCGGCGGCAGCUGUCGCCCAUGUGCGAGGACCUGAUCCGGCGCUGCCUGGCGCUGGCGCCCUCCGACCGGCCCAGCCUGGAGGAGAUCCUCGAGCACCAGUGGAUGCUGGCCGACGACCUCAACAGCACCGUCUCCGAGAACAUCCCGGUGCGCUGUGCGCGCGGAGAGCAGUCCGCGCUGGACCACAACUCCACCGGGAGCCAAGACAGCAUCUGCAUUUGAUGAUCACGCCCCUUCUAGCGAGCACCAAUUCAUCGGCAAGAAUCUCCGCUGCCAAGUCUACGACUGCCGAGCGUGUGAGGAAGGAGAGGUGCCCAUCUGUGCGUCUAGGGGCGACGAAGCUAAGGAACUGCCUCCAAUUAUUGCGUAGCUGUGAUAUGAUGGGCCCUCUUUUAACAUUAUGUUCCAUUCCCCAGCGUCAUCCUGUAUUUAUUUUUGAGAAUGUACGCGAGUGAACCACCCACAUUGACCUCAUCCAUCAUCACAAGCAGUGUAAUCUACCAUCCAGUAAUUUCAUAAACAGUGUACAUAUGUAUGUGGCAUUCUUACUCUCGACGCGCAGUAAGUUAUUUCCUCGUGUGGUGCACUGCUGUUCCUCUUAUUUAUGUGUUCUCGGUUUAGUGUCGUCUUUUUGGAAGAAAAGCAUUGUGUACAUAGUUUGUACAAAAUAGUCGCGAACCGGGUAUUUUUAUAGAAAAUAUGCUGAAAAUAAAUGU